UUAAUGUUGCCUUCGUCUCUAAUUUCUGUCUCUCUCUCUGUCUCUCUCUCUCUCAGUCUGUCUUCUCCCUCAGAGCUUUUUUGAAUCUUUUAAAAGAUUUUUCCUUUUUGCUUUUUCCCAAGAGGUCUUUUUGGGUUUUCCUAUUUCCGGAGCUUAUCUUUACAGUAACCCAUCAACUUUAACUAAAGCUCUCAUAUAUCUUCUUUAAACUUCACUCUCUCUCUACUCUUCAUACCGAAUCAGUGAUAUGCUUGUCGGUGCGCGGUGAUGCUCUAACGAAGCUAUCUAGUUUGCUGGGUCUGUGUUCCUCCGUCGGAAAAUUUCUGCGAUUUAUAGGUUUUUGGGAUCCGAUUUGAGGAUAUUGUACUAGACUAACAAUGGUUGUUGGGUAAUUUAGGGUUUUGUAUUUUGUGAAGCAGCAACUGAUUGGUGAAUUGAGGGGAAGGAGGAUUCUGUUUGUUUCGGAUAUUCGAAGAUAGCUUUUUCUUCUUCUCCUACGAUGUGGAAACCUGUAAUGUCUCGUUGUAUCUUCUGUAAGCUACCGGACCUUUUAUAAGUGUUGCAAAUGGCUGAGAAGUAAGCUUUUUCGAGAUUCCAGGCUCACCACCACCGUUCUUCUUACGGCUGCCACUAUAUCUGAGCUUUGGAGUAAGAGUUUAGGGUUUUGACUAUUUUAAUUAGUUAUGGAGGAUAUAGGAUUGGUUAAUCAAGGGUGGAAAUGGUUGCAGUCUCAAAAACAUUUGUGCUCGUGGGUUUGCACUGCAAUGCGAUGUUUUGAGGGAAAGACAGAAGCUCUCGUAGAGAGACACUGGCCUCUAGUGUGCACUGGAUGUGGGAAGCUAUUAGGGUUACUUAGUUUAUCGUUUUUUUACUGGAAAGACUGCAUUUUGAGGGGUUUCCAGUCCAGUGCCAAAUUUGGUUCAGCUGCUUUGCUACUGAUAAUGUGGAGUUGCUUCCUUAGCCUGACUUCAGUAUCUUGCUUGGUGUAUGUUCUCCUCGGUAUGGCUGCUGCUGCUGCUGUUGUCCUGUACUUAGGCUGCACUCCUGGGAUCUUCAUUGUAGGACUAUUUGGAAUUUUAAUUUUGUGGAUGUACGCUAACUUUUGGAUCACCGGAACAUUAUUUAUAGUUGCAGGCAAGUGUUAUUUGUUCUCUUUGAAUCACGCGCGUGUGGUGGUUCUUAUGGCGACGGUGUACGCAAUUUACUGUGUCAAAGUCAGACUUGGAUGGCCUGGAGUUAUUCUCUCGAUGAAUCUUGCAUUCUUGUCCAACGAUAUAGUUGUUUGUCUUCUUCAAUGGUGUGAUAGUGUUAGUGAAAAAACACAACCGGAGGAGCCAAAGAAACCUGAAACUGUAAUAGAGGAAGAGUUUCCGGGAGAGUUUGAGUAUCCUUCUGUUCCUGUUGAAGAACCAGAGAAAAAGGUCCAUGAGAAUAAGUCGGCCAAUAAGCCAGCAUCUCCGUCAACUGUUAUUAGCAACCUGAAAGAGGUUUCUGAUGUGAAGGUAGUCAAUAUAGAAACAGAUUCAGCUGAUGAGAUGAAAAGGAUACUGCAUAGUUUGAAUCACUAUGAAGCAUUGGGGUUCCCUCGGAAUAAAAAGAUUGAUCCCGCGGUGCUCAAGAAAGAGUACAGAAAGAAGGCAAUGCUAGUUCAUCCGGAUAAGAAUAGGGGAUGUCCUUUGGCAAGUGAAUCAUUCAAGAAACUUCAAUGUGCUUAUGAGGUUCUCUCUGAUUCUGUUAAGAGGAGAGACUACGAUGAGCAAUUAAAGAAAGAAGAAUCUAGGACCAGGAGUGUCUGUCAGACAUCGCAUGCUUCUUCGCACCAGAGUGGUCCCGAUUAUCGAUCAGAAGAGUCAAGGCGCAUACACUGUACGAAGUGCGGGAAUUCACACAUUUGGGUAUGUACCAACAGGAGUAAGGCCAAGGCCAGAUGGUGUCAGGAUUGUGGUCAGUAUCAUCAAGCCAAAGAUGGUGACGGUUGGGUCGAACACAAAGGGACUCUGGUAUUCGAGAAAGCACAUAAGAUUGAAAUACCACGAGCUUUUGUCUGUGCGGAGAGCAAGGUCUUUGAUGUCUCAGAAUGGGCUAUUUGUCAGGGAAUGGCGUGUAGACCAAACACACAUAGACCAAGUUUCCAUGUGAACAUGGUUGGUUUGGAAAAGACAACGCAGAGAUCAAACUCGAGCAGGUUCCCGUGGGAUCUUGAUGUGGAGAUGAUGGACGAGGAUGAGGAAGAGUUUGAGCUAUGGCUUCAACAAGCUAUGGCUUCUGGCCUCUUCUGUGAGACAUCAAAACGAAGAAAAAGCUGGAGCCCUUUCAAGUUAACCAAGAAACAAUCGCGAAGAACGUCGACUUGAUCUGACAACACAUCGAAGACAAUGGCAAGAUCUCAACAACAAUGGCUCUAUGGUUUGUUAUGUGGGAAAAACGAAGCGAAGAAAUGAACGAAGAGCCUAACAGGAAACAACUUUUGAAGGUGCUAAUGAAGAUAGAAGGGACAUGGAAGCUUGAAACGAACGUUGACUGACAAUUUUUUGAUCCCUUCUCUGUAAAUAAGAUCUGUGGAUUUGUGUACUGUGAGGUGAAAGUGAUGGUUUUUCUCUGAAACCAUAUGAUGAGAAAGUUACAAAGAAGCCGGUUCACAAUACUUUUAAUUGUUUUUUCGGAUAUUAGUUUAUUACAAUUAAAAAUCCUGGAACAAAGUUUUCGUUAGAUCCAUGAACCCAAAUCUCGUAGUAAUUAAUGGCUUCAGCCCUGAAUUCUUUUUUUGGUCGUUGGUGAAUAUUUCCCAUAAUUAGCCGAAGGUGAAAUUACCAAAUUUUCCCUCCUCGGUUCAACUGUUUGUCUUGUCUGUUAAUCCGAGAUUCACAAACCUCGACCUCCAUUACUUACAAUUGUCGUCGAGAUUUGCAAACACGCUCUCAAACAUUUUAUAAAGCAUCUCUCUUUCUCGAAUUUCACAUUUUCUCAGACUCUGGGUAAGCUAAAAAAACCCCCAUUUUUGAUUAGCCGGUACGAUUCUUCCGGAAGAGAAAAACCCUAAAAACUCACCUUGUAAGUAUCACGUCUCUUCGGUUUUAUUUCCCGGAGAAGUGAAGAAGAGGAGGAUAGUGAAAUGAGUAGGCUAUCUUUUCGACCCCGUCCAUUGGACAUACACAAGAAGCUUCCAAUUCUAAAGUCAUUCAAAGACUUUGAAGAUGAAGAGAAUCCUUCUUCCCUUACUAGAAAUUCUCAGUUGCUGCGUAUAGCAGCCGUAGAGGUUGACACUGAGGUGCAUCAUCCUCAAGUGCCUACCAAGAAACUGGUUUCAGAAAUACCAACACCUCAGUUUCUUGUUGUGGAUACAUAUGAAAGAGACUACUCCCGGACUUUUAACCAGCCUGCUUCCUAUUUACGUGCAAGGGGAGCUAGGGCUGAGCUUGGAGAAUUUGUGGAGUAUGAUCUUGACAAUGAAGAUGACGACUGGCUUUGCGAGUUUGAUAAGGAGAAAAUCAUCCUCUCAUCUGAAAUGCUUGAGGGCAUUAUUUUUAAACUAGAAGUAUUGGAUCACAAGGCGCGGGAAAGAGCUGGAGUAAUUAAUCCUACCCUUGGUUCACCAGUUCCAGUGCUUUUGUUGUUUGAUGCUGCUAUUGAGGCGCUGCAAUCUUUACCCAUCAAGUAUGGAGUUUUCCAGGCUAUCUACAAUUAUUGGAAAAAUAAGCGUGAAAGAUGGCAGAAGCCUGUUUUGCGGCGUUUACAGCCUCCACCACCGGUCAACGAUACCAAUCCGUACAAUGUGUUUAGGCCACGGGAGAAAGCUCAUAGACUACACACAAGAAGGAUGCAAAGAAGAGAAAACAAUGCGCAGUCAUUUGAAAAGCUUCGACAGGUCAGGCGCAAUCUUGACCAAGCAAAGACAAUUCUAGAAGCUCUAAUUAAGAGAGAAGAGAAAAAGAGAGAUUUCAUGGCGAGUGAGGUUAGCCUUCAGAGAAUCCAGCUCAAAUAUAAGCACGAAACCGAACUCUUGGAAGAUAGUUUGGCUUUUCCACACUCUACACCUUACAGAUUUGGCUCAAGCGAAGAUGAAUUCAUGGAGUCGGAUGACCCAACCACCACACAAGAAGGCACGAGGCCUUCCUUUACCCCUCAUCCUCGUUUCACCGACUCAAAUCUGGCUCGAGCUCAAGCCGGGAGCAUCAUAAAGCAAGAGGCGAGAAGACACGGAUGGCUCCACAAACUGAAUCCUAAUGAGCCACUUAUGCUGUUCACAAAACCGCUGGUCCCGGAUAAACUGGCUGCUGCGAGAAUCAUGUCACCAACGGAUGCAAGAAGCGGAAGAGCUCGGUUUCAAGGAAGAAUCGGUCGAGGCGGUCGGAUUGUAUUUGAUAGAUGGAAUCCUCUACAGCAAACCCACAUUCACUGUGGCAACUCUUUCUACAUUGCACCAUAACAUCUCUCUCUCUCUCUCUCUUCCACCUUCAACUAAUUUCCCUUUCUUUUUGUAAAGAAUGCUCCGGUUAGUGUUUAGAAAUUCUUCUGUUCAACCAAAUAUAUAAAAAUCUAGAUAAAUGUAUGAUCAUUGAUCGACAAAUUUAUGUGAUAUUUGAUGUUUGUAUUUUUCACUUUCUUUUUUUGGUAUCCCAUUCUAGCGGUCAGCAUUUUCAUAAAAUAAAAUUCGGUUCU
Messenger RNA from Thlaspi arvense, 4659 nucleotides. Lineage: Eukaryota; Viridiplantae; Streptophyta; Magnoliopsida; Brassicales; Brassicaceae. The record is from the annotation of a GenBank genome assembly.